Messenger RNA from Dermacentor silvarum, 2407 nucleotides. RefSeq names its product deubiquitinase DESI2. The coding region runs from base 1760 to 2401 and encodes 213 amino acids. The transcript is spliced from 6 exons. Gene Ontology annotation, molecular function: deubiquitinase activity. NCBI's taxonomy places the organism in Eukaryota, Metazoa, Arthropoda, Arachnida, Ixodida, Ixodidae. Gene Ontology annotation, biological process: protein deubiquitination. The record is from RefSeq and is a predicted model, not a curated record.
CUUGUGAAUAUAGGUGAUGGUUUAUUGUUAGUGUAUUUUAUUGGCAUUCCUGCAUUGUCCAGCUUGUCUAACACAAGGUUUCCAUGAUAGAUGCACAUUUGAAAUCCUCUGAACGAAUGGGGAAAAAUCAUUAACAUAGUGUUGCAGCGCCGGAAAUUGCGUGGCAUUUGCAGUCACUUGUGUAUGAAGUGUUUUGUGAUCAUUAUCAGUGGCUAUCUGAUGGAGAGAUGACUGCCAGGCCUGGUAAGAGCCUGUCAGAAAGUGUAGGUACAGCGCUGGAAGUACAUCCUGCUUUUCUGUUAUGUAUUUUGAAGAAAAAAAAGGGGGAUUGGAGGCGGUUCUGCGGUGUGCUGUUCCUUGCUGUAUUGCAGGUUAAACUUUGUUUGCCUACCUAGAAAAGUAGCUGAUCAAGCCCUAAAUGUGCUAUCAUUGACAAAUGAAAUUUGCACAAAAAUAAUUAUAAUAAAAAAAAAACUGAAAGUUCAUAGCAAUGGAGCUGAGAAUGCAUUAAGAGGGCUCAAUCAUUAUUUCGACGUUCCUUGCACUGUUCGUUGCUGAGGAAGGGGAAUCUGAUCCUCAUAUGAAAAUGGUAAAAAGAGCUCUGGCAUUUUUCGUGUUCGUUUAUAGUUGUGUUCAUGUUUCUACAACAUAGAUAUGUGAAAGGGCCGCCAAAAUUGCUGAACAUUUUGCUGCAAAGGAUCCAAAUCUUUUCCAGGGCAACCUGACACCAAUGUCUUCUCUGAAAUGAACGUUUUGGUCCAGCAGAUGUCUAACCUUUAACUGAAAGGUACAAACCUUUUAGCUUAUGUGCGAUGCCCUGAUGUGGCCUGUCAUUUCUGUAAGUGCAAGGUAUAAAAUGUCAAAAGCAACUGUGCUUUUGACAUGACGGGACAUGCAGCUGGUAGCUUUAGAGCAGCUUCUCCAAAGGACACUUCUAUGUAGCCUUAAGACGUUGCUUUAAAGCAUGUGGCUGACAAUUGAAGUACGAUUGAAUUGAGUGGUACAGCAGUGCGGUGGCACGGUGCAAGCGCAUUGUAUGGUGCUGUGUUGUGAAUCACGUGACAUUUAUGUGAUUUGCAGUUGAGUGUCAGUUGUUUCUGUACCUAAUAGUAAGUCCUUGAACCCCCCCUUUAGUUCAAUGAACUUAAGGCGCUAUGACCCUUUUUCUCAUGGUUUCAGUGCAUUUUGUUAAGCUGACCUUUAUAAAGACCGAGAAGAUACCUAAAAUCUCUUGAAGGCCUCAAAGGGUGUCUUACAAUAGCUUUUGAGAGAUGUGUGGAACGUUGUUGGCAUCAAAUGGGCGCCAUUUCCCAAAUCUUCCGCUACAAAAAAAUUUUUUUUUUUAAUGUGCCUCAUAUGCGUGGAGUUACCGCAGUAAAAUGCUGUGCUGACUGACAUGAAGUGAUACCCAGGUGGCUGUACCCAUCAUUGCACUGGGGUCUUGUAUUGGCAUGGCCUACUUCAGCAACUUCAGGGUCUACUUUCAGCCUCGGGCUCAGGCGAGCGAGCCUUGUCCUUGCUACUGAAAAGUCAAUGGCAGCCUCGGUGCAGCACCCCUUUACAAACUAUUCUUUUUGUAUGUAUCUUGAAAGACUGACAUAUCCAUAGUAAAGGCAGAAUUUGCCAAUAGUGGCAGUGCAGGUCAGCACACUGCUCCGACAUUUUUGCAAACUGUUCAAUCCUGCUGAUCCAUUCACACCAGUUUUCCUUGUUUGCUCCUCUUCACACCUCCGCAGGUCUGGUGUUCCAGUGGACAGGCAUGGCUCGGGAACCUGUCACUCUCAAUGUCUAUGAUAUGUACUGGAUCAAUGAAUACACGGCUCCCAUUGGCCUUGGAGUAUUCCACACAGGUGUAGAAAUUUACGGGACAGAGUACGCUUACGGGGGCCACCCAUUCCCUUUCUCGGGAAUCUUUGAAAUCCCACCGAAAUUCGCGAACGACCUCGGAGACCAGUUCAAGUACAAGCAGAGCAUCCUGGUGGGCCACACGGACUUCAACCAGGUAGACGUGCGCAAAAUUGUUGAGGAGCUGGGCAACGAGUUCCGCGGGGACCGAUACCACCUUAUGAACAAGAACUGCAACCACUUCUCGGGCGCCCUGACCAAGAUCUUGUGCGGAGAGGAGAUCCCGGCCUGGGUGAACCGACUGGCCUACUUCAGUUCUUGCGUGCCUUUCCUUCAGCGCUGCCUGCCCCGAGAGUGGCUGACGCCCAUCGCACUCCAGGCCAGCAUCCAGGAGGGCAGCACCUCUAGGGUCCACAGUCCCUCAUCAGCCCACCUCCGUCACCGCCGCCAGCGCCGAAUCCCACACGGUCAUCACAAAAGCGUGUGCCCCGGAUCUGACACGUGGCCCCCGACUCAAGGAAAAUGGCGCGACCCACACCAUCCCUCGGUCUCUUGAACCCAA